Molecule: messenger RNA, 3112 nt
Organism: Dipodomys spectabilis (banner-tailed kangaroo rat)
Lineage: Eukaryota; Metazoa; Chordata; Mammalia; Rodentia; Heteromyidae
Gene: Acss3
Product: acyl-CoA synthetase short chain family member 3
Exons: 17
Coding region: 275-2338 (687 amino acids)
Source: RefSeq, a predicted model, not a curated record
UUGCAGCUGGAUUCCAGCACAGAGCGCUGGGACGCGCGCCGGCUCCCCCAGGCCCCACUGGAGCCUGUUGCUUUCCGGGUGGCUCCAGGUCGGUUUUUCCCAGCGCCUCUAGUGAGGCUUACAAACUUCUAGGCUCUGGGGCUUACCUCAGAAUUUGUCCCCGCCUCCUGAUUGCUCCCCUAGGGCCCUGGUCACCCGGGUUCCAGUUGUUGCCUUUAGGGCGUCCUUGGAACCAGGUCUGCACCGCGGGUGUGGGGAGGGGGCACCCGGAGCGAUGAAGCCAUCCUGGCUACAAUGUCGCAAAGUCACGGGUGUGGGGACUCUAGGGGGACCCCUGCCCUCAACCCCUUCGUCCCGGGGAGCUGGGGUGGCCCGCAGGGCUUUAGUGGCCUCGGGCCCCUGGGGCAGCCUUGGGGGGCGCAGCUGCCGGGCGCUGUCCUCGGGCGGCGGCAACGAGUACAAGACCCACUUUGCAGCCUCGGUGGCCGACCCAGAGAAGUUCUGGGGGAAAGCUGCUGAGCAGAUCAGUUGGUACAAGCCCUGGACCAAAACGCUGGAGAGCAGAUACCCGCCUUCCACUAGUUGGUUUGUGGAAGGAAUGCUUAACAUCUGUUACAAUGCUAUUGAUCGUCAUAUUGAAAAUGGAAAAGGAGAUAAGAUUGCUAUAAUCUAUGACAGUCCUGUUACAAAUACAAAAGCAGCUAUUACCUACAAGGAAGUCUUGGAACAGGUCUCUAAGCUGGCUGGUGUUUUAGUCAAGCAUGGAAUCCAAAAAGGUGACACUGUGGUUAUCUACAUGCCCAUGAUCCCACAAGCCAUAUAUACCAUGCUGGCCUGUGCCAGGGUUGGCGCCAUCCACAGCCUCAUAUUUGGAGGAUUUGCAUCCAGAGAACUAAGUACUCGCAUUGAUCAUGCAAAACCCAAGGUGGUUGUUACAGCCAGCUUUGGCAUUGAACCUGGAAGGAAGGUGGAAUACAUACCUCUUCUCGAUAAAGCACUAAAAAUAGGACAACACCAACCACAGAAAGUUCUCAUUUACAAUCGCCCCAAUAUGGAGAAGGUUCCCUUGGUGCCUGGUCGUGAUCUUGAUUGGGAAGAAGAAAUGUCAAAAGCCCAAUCACAUGACUGUGUCCCGGUUCUUUCAGAGCACCCACUGUACAUCCUUUACACAUCCGGAACAACGGGGCUGCCUAAGGGUGUGGUUAGGCCCACAGGAGGAUAUGCUGUGAUGCUAAAUUGGACAAUGUCUUCUAUCUAUGGCCUUAAACCUGGAGAGGUAUGGUGGGCAGCUUCUGACUUAGGCUGGGUUGUUGGACACUCUUACAUUUGUUAUGGACCUCUUCUCCAUGGGAACACAACAGUUUUAUAUGAGGGGAAGCCAGUGGGAACACCAGAUGCUGGUGCUUAUUUCCGAGUGCUUGCAGAGCAUGGGGUAGCUGCCUUGUUUACAGCGCCUACUGCAAUUAGAGCAAUCCGUCAACAGGACCCUGGGGCAGCCUUGGGGAAGCAGUACUCUCUGACAAGAUUCAAAACAUUAUUUGUGGCUGGAGAAAGAUGUGACGUGGAGACACUGGAAUGGUCUAAAAAUGUCUUCAGAGUACCUGUCCUGGACCAUUGGUGGCAAACAGAGACUGGAUCUCCAAUUACAGCAUCAUGUAUUGGAUUAGGUAACUCUAAAACACCUCCACCGGGGCAAGCAGGGCAAUGUGUCCCAGGAUACAAUGUUAUGAUUUUGGAUGACAACAUGCAAAAACUGAAGGCUCGAUGUCUAGGAAAUAUUGUGGUAAAGUUGCCUUUGCCACCUGGAGCCUUUUCAGGACUCUGGAAGAAUCAGGAAGCAUUCAAGCAUUUAUACUUUGAAAAAUUUCCUGGCUACUACGAUACCAUGGACGCUGGUUACAUGGAUGAAGAAGGUUACCUCUAUGUUAUGUCUCGUAUGGAUGAUGUAAUAAAUGUUGCAGGUCACAGGAUUUCUGCAGGGGCAAUUGAAGAGUCAGUCCUUUCCCAUGGUACUGUGGAAGACUGUGCUGUGGUUGGCAAGGAAGAUCCGUUGAAAGGGCAUGUCCCCUUCGCUCUUUGUGUGUUGAAGAAAGAUAUAAAUGCAACAGAAGGUCAGGUUUUGGAAGAAAUUGUGAAGCAUGUUAGACAGAGCAUUGGUCCUGUAGCUGCUUUUCGAAAUGCAGUGUUUGUCAAACAGUUACCUAAAACCAGAUCUGGCAAAAUUCCACGGUCCACUCUAUCUGCCCUAGUCAAUGGCAAACCCUAUAAGGUGACUCCGACUAUUGAAGACCCCAGCAUUUUUGGGCACAUAGAGGAUGUGCUGAAGCAGGCCUCAUGACUUUACUUGUUCUUUUCAUUUCUUUAUCUUGUUAAUUUUCUAGUUGAAAUUAGAUUGUUUAUGGAAGUAAAUGUUUAAAUAGAAAUUACUUGCCAAUUGAAAUGUGAAUUGCAAGGCUUCAUGUGAGCCAGUUUAGUGAGGAGUAGAGAACAAAACCUGUCCAUGUUGGUUUCCGUGACUCAAUUUGAAUUGUUUAAUAAUUGCCUGUAAUAUGGCUCAUUGUAUGCUGCCCAGCAUAUUAAGAAAAUGUCUGAGUUUAAAAGUCACACCAUCAUAAAUUAAAAAUGAUUAUGUCUGGACAUGUAGUUCCACUUAAAUUUCUAUAAAACUAUUAAUCCUUUAAAAUAAGAAGUUGGAAGAUGAGUUUUAGUUUGUAUCACUUAUGUAGAAUAGACAGAAUUCAGUAAUGACUUGAUUCAUAGUUCAGCAUGCACCAGUAAUCAAAGCAUAUAUUAAAAUGCAAAAUAGGAACCAGGCCGAUUGAAUCUUGGGAGGUUUUGAAACAAGUUGUUCUAAUUUCAUAGGCUGGCUGAGAAAGUACACAUGAAAAAUAAUAGAGAAUUGACCUAUGUUGACUCAAAAAUAAUGCAAAUCUUGUAUGGAAGCAUGAAAAUAUUAGCUCUUGGUGGGCUAUAGACAAAAAAAUGUCUUCUCAAAGUAUUAAAUGUUUAAUUGCAUAAUCUAUCUUCUUGAUGGUUACAUCCAAAAAAAAUCAUCUUUAAUUAUUUCAUUAGCUUGAAUUAAAGUAACUUGAUAGUCAUUCUCCAUCUUGAA